Pseudomyrmex gracilis is the source of this 1084-nucleotide messenger RNA. RefSeq lists its product as uncharacterized. The coding region runs from base 37 to 1029 and encodes 330 amino acids. Gene Ontology annotation, molecular function: lipid carrier activity. The record is from RefSeq and is a predicted model, not a curated record. Lineage: Eukaryota; Metazoa; Arthropoda; Insecta; Hymenoptera; Formicidae. Gene Ontology annotation, biological process: lipid transport. The transcript has 3 exons.
GAGACAGAACCAUCAGUCAUAAAGUAGAUAUCAGUGAUGUUGGUGACAAUUCUGCCAUUUUUUCUGGCCGCGAACAUCGCCGUCGACGGUCCCUAUCGGCGGGCCGAAUGGGCGAUGUACGGCCCGGAAUGCACCUAUGACGUUCUCGUCAACAUGUCCUUGGCCAACAUCGUCCAGGACAAUGACAAUUUCUGCGCGAUGAUCGCCACCGAGCUCAAGUGCCGGCCGAGGGGUCACGACAUUCUCAAUUGCCGUUUUGAGAACGCGCGGAUUAAGCGUCCCGAUUUGAAGGACGACAGGUGUUCGAACGCACGCGACUUCGUGCCCACAAGGUACAGAUUUGUGGGCGACGAACCGUUCGAGAUACGAUUCAAUCCGAGAGGCGUCGAGAAUCUGGUGGUGCACAGAUCGAUUCCCAGAUGGAGGCUCGACAUGAUCAAAGUUAUAGUCAGCCAGUUGAACAUCGGCUUCGACGUGCAGGAACGUCGCGAGAGAUUCACCAUCAUGGAAAACUCGACGGUGGGUUACUGCGAGGUCGACGUUAAUGUCAUCCGCGGUGGUUCUUCGGAGGAGACGGACGACGAUGACGACGACUCCGUCGAAGAGGGCGAGAACUUCGAGAUAGGAUUCAUAUCGCUGACUAACGAGCUAAUGCGACCCGUGACAGAGAGAUUGCGGGUGGAGAAAGUGCGGCAUCCGAAGAGGUGCCCGCGUAGAACGAUUUACUUCUUCGGGAAUCACGAGGAUUACAGCCACGGCGACAAAGAUCUUUACAUGGACAUGACUACCUCUGUGAGCCACAUUACGAUCUCGAAGAACAAAUUCGCGUCCUACACGGUAUCUGAGGGUGUGAUGAAGACGGCAAACAAAUCGCGGAUUAUGCGUCCUCAUCAGAACAUAAGCCUGAAAUUGAAGCGAAUCGAUCUCGCUCGACAAUCACUGCCGGAGAUUCAAAAUCCGGCCUCGACAAGUCUGUUCGCGUUCUCCAAUCUCGAGACCAUUUCGGAAGAUGCGGAAUCCAAAAAAUAAAAAUAUUAAAAAAAAAAACACAAUUACUCUAAACACGUAUAUGUAUAUAAAAAAU